AUGUAUAUUGUUGUAGUUGUUUAUUUUGUUCGGUCACAAGACGAAUAUGAAGAAUCAACAACAGUUCCUAUAUCAACAACUGCAGAUGAAGCUGACGAACAAUUAAUUGGACGUGUUUCAUUAACUAUACCAAGUCGUACAGUUACUGAUCCUAUAGACAAUGGAAGUCAACAGAAUUAUAAUCAAAUUUAUUUAAGUGAAUCAUCAAAACAACGUAUUAUCAUUGCACUUGCUGUUCUAUGCGUAGCUCUUGUUGUGUUACUCGGGUUCCUUUUUUCAAUUAUUGUGUGUCAAUGGUUACAACAUGAUAGAGGCGAAGACGAUUUAUCAAAUGAAACAAGUAAAGCACAAACAAAUCUAGUCGAUUCUUCAUAUAAUUAUCAUAAUCAAGCCUAUAGACAAACAAUUAAACUUUAG
Molecule: messenger RNA, 417 nt
Organism: Rotaria sp. Silwood1
Lineage: Eukaryota; Metazoa; Rotifera; Eurotatoria; Philodinida; Philodinidae
Source: the annotation of a GenBank genome assembly